UUACGCUCGGAAACAAGAUGGUGGAUAUUGUGUUUGUCUUGCCGACUUGGCAAGCAAUUUUGUUAUGUUUUUUAUUUGCUGUCCUUUAUGUUGGAAGCCUGUAUAUUUGGGGAGGAUCGACAAAAGAGAAAAAUAGAGACCAUCCUGAUGUCAUCAAAAGAAGGUUCAUUAGUGUCCUCAUUGUGUGUACAGUCACACCAUUAAUACUUUUGUUAGUAUCUAAAGCAUCAGAUACAGCGGAGGCUAACCAUCUUCUGACAUGGCUUGGCAUAAGAUUUUGGGGAUUACUACCAGCUUUAGUAGUACCUUUGUUUUUGACUAUGGUUUUAUUUUUAGGACCCUUGUCCUUGCAUUACUUAGAUGGAGUUUUCAGGAUAUAUUUAGAGGCUAAAUAUUGGACUAAUUCAGUCAAGAACUAUGUGUGGAUCAGAAAUCACAUAGUGGCUCCACUUUCUGAAGAAUUUAUUUUUAGAGCAUGUAUGCUGCCUCUAUUAGUGCCUUGUUUGGGAUCUGGCUGGUCCAUUUUGUUAUGCCCAUUAUUUUUUGGUGUUGCUCAUUUCCAUCAUAUGAUUGAAAAAGUUGCUCAUGGUCAACAGGAAGUAGCAGCAGCAUUCAAAGAAUCUCUUUUUCAGCUUUCUUACACAACAAUAUUUGGGGCUUAUUCCGCAUUUCUUUAUUUAAGAACAGGUCAUCUUGCUGCUCCAGUUAUUGCACAUGCCUUUUGUAACCACAUGGGAUUCCCUUCAUUUGGUGAAGUCAUGGGCUACCCAGCAUCAACAAGAUAUAGGUUGAUAGCCAUGUUUGUUUUAGGCCUUGUCCUCUGGACUGUGCUCCUCUAUCCUCUAACAUCCCCAGCUCUCUACUCCAAUGAAGCAUUUCAAGCCUGAUGAAUGAACUCUUGGUGUGCAUGCUAGUAAUGCUGCUGGAGUGUGUCAGUACAGUCAACAGUAUUUAUAGGUCUGAGAUUUAAACUUGUUUAAUUCAUUGCAAUUGUAAAAUAGCUUCAACAUAUACAUAGGGCUUAUAGAGAGUGCUUUUAAUACUAAGAGUUUGGAACUGUUAUUUGUGGUUUUAGUAGAACUAUUGCUGCUAUUUAGUUUGUUCAUUUUGAACUAAGGCAAGAUAAGCAGGAGAAUAUCAGUACAGUUUUUUGUUAUUCUCCUGACUUGUACAUUUUAAAUGGCCCUGCCUAACACUGAUGGCUAAACAAGUCUAUCAGUCUGUAACAGCCAGUUAAAAAAAAACCUAUCUUUGUGACUGAGUAGUUUGAUAGUAUUACAUUAUUUAAAAUUAGAAAGUGUGUGCCUUGUAUUUCUUUGAUUGACCAUUAGCUGUUUAACAACUAUACAAAGUUGUCAUUUGUGUUAAACUGUUUCUUUUUUUUUUUCAUUGUUUAAUCUAGUUUACAAUCAGCCUAUGUUUUGAAUACAUUAUACAUUUAGCAAGAGCUUUUAUGCAAGCUAAACUCACAAUAAAAUGUACAAACCCUAUGCAUCUACUUUGUACUUUAUUGUCUCUGGUACGGUACUUAAAUGCUAUUUAGUCUGUAUGGUAUUGUAUUGUUUUGUUUAUAGGGAAUCAGUGUAAAUAAGAUCGCAAAAUCAUUGUUUUGAUUAGAAAAAAGCCAAGCAAUCAUUGUAGUUUCUUAAAGAAGCAUAUUUCAUGCCAAUUUUAUUUGGUACCCGGUACCAGGUUUUGUUAUAAACAUCCCAGAUGAUUUGGUAUGAUUCAAAACAAGGAAUCAAAUGUUUCUAGAUCAACAGUUUCUACAAUGUGAUCAGCAGAAUUCCAACACAAAUAAUUCUUGUAUUGUUUGCAUUACUUGAUAUACUUUCUACACAGUUUUGUUUGUACAAAUCUAGUCUUUUUCUUUUUUUUUUUUUGUUUUCAUUUCUAUUUUCUUGACUGUAUUUUGAUAUAUAACAAUAUAUAACAACUUCUUACACUGACAAACAGCUGAUGUUCCAGUUUAUACAUUUUGUAAACACUGUACAACAGUAUUAGUUUUCUUAUGUGUACCAAGCAAAGUCUGCAUUCCCAUAUCAAUGUUUUUAAAAGUUAAUCUUAACUUCAAUUUCCAUUCCUCUCACAAAUUGAGUCUAUUAAAGGUAGACUUAGAGACUUGGAUUGUUAGGCACACAUGUCUCCAUAGAAAUUGGUCUCCAGCAAUGUUUACAGCCUCACCCCAGCUGGUGUCCACUGCCCUGAAAGUGUGGCACCACAAGGGCAUUCCUGUUUGUGUUUAGCAAAUUGUGAUUUUACAUUGUGGAGCCCCAUCCCUCCUCUUUUUUUUUCCUCUGGGCUGAUGAAGUUAGUUGUGGUUGAUGAAAAUUAAAAACAAAUUACUUUUGGACUGUCAUCAGAGUCAAUGUUUGACUUAGUGUUACUUGGCAUGUAAUGGGAUAUAUCAUACUCCUUUCUGAUACAAUUGGUAAAAAAAAAUAUUCGGCUGAAUAGUCAUUUUUGUGUUCAUAAUGUUUUAUUUGAUUCCAAUGACUUGUCUUCACUGCGAUCAGUCAAUGAGUGUUAUCUACGGGCAUGUUAGAAUUCUCAUGUUUUAAACACAGUUACAAAGCAUCAAAACCAAAAAUUAUUUUUCAAUUCCACCAUGACUAGUAUGUUUAGGCAUCACUAACCCAUAUAUGUAUGUACUGGUUAACCAAUUACUAAUUACAAACAUCUAUUAAUAGUAUCCUAGAUAUAUUUAUUUCAUUAGUCUAUUAUUUAUUAUAAGAAUUAAUAGCUACAGUCAAAAUACUAAAGCAAAUAUAUUUAUAUACAAAUAAAUUAUGUGCUAUGCAUAGUUAUAUACAAUGUACUAGGUUUAUUCAGUUGGUGCUAAAGGCAGAUCAUAAUUGCCUUCUCAUUUGUGUCUAGCUCAGUGGGAUUUGUCAGACUUACUGUUGUGCUGACCAAAUUGGUUUAUAUCAACAUGUUUUUUCAUUCAUUUCUUUUUGAUUUCACAUUAACUUUUUUUUUAUAAAUUUAAAAAUGUUAUCAUUUUCUCAUAUUACAAGAAGAUUAUGCUAAGUGUCCAAGAUAUAACAAAUAAAUAUCUACUUAAAUUUGAGUAUGAUAGUUUUCAAAUGAAAGCUCAUGUAAUAUUCAUUUAUAAUUUAUGUUACUUCAAACAUUAAUCUCAAUCUCAAAGGCUUAAUGAUAAUACUUAUAGUUUUGUGUUAUUAAAAGAAAUUAACACUGUUUAAAUGUUGUUCAAUCAAAUUCUGUUCUAAAGAAAAAUAGUUUUGUCCUACCUUUUUUGAACUUCUCUAUUUAUUGAAGCAUUCCUUAAGAGAUGGUUAACUUGACUGCAAAUAUUUUUUUUCAAUUUUUUCAAAAGAUCUUAUUUUCUAGAAGAUCUACAUGCAGAAUUGUUCACAAAUACAACUUUGAUUGAUUUGAAAUUUAAAAGUAACAUUUGCUAGUCAACACAGUUUUCUACUCUGAAGGUCUCUUUGGAGAAUUAUUUUUGUAUUGACCAUGCUGUCUAUUUUGUUUUUAUGUUUGAAUACAUUGAUAACGAAGCAAGACAAACCUUAAACCAUAACAGAACCAGAAGGCUUGCGUAGAAUCGUAUUUCACAAUAAUUUUAUUUGGUUUUUUCACUUUUUGCAGAGGAGAUGAUAUAAGUUAAUAUGGACAAAGAUUUGCAUAACAGCCUUUCUGUUAUAAGAAUAAUUUUCUAAAUUCUUUUUCAGUGUAUAUGAUUCUUCAUGAAUAUAUAUAGUUAAUGGCAGAGUUAAGAUGGCUGCCUGGUCAUAUGGUUUGGGCUUUGAAUUUGAUUCCCAGUUAAAAUCUUUACCCUGCAAUUGCUGCAGGAAGACAUCUUCAUUUCUGAAAGUGCAUUUGAAACAUGUAAAAGUCAAAGCCCCAGGAACACUUUAUUCUCAGCCUUUAGUCAAAUAUAACAGCACAAAUGGAAACUGGGAUAUCUAGGUGUCUCUUCAACUUUUGUCCAAAAGUUUACUAUCAAAUCAGGUGCAAUGUAUAUGUACUCAUUUUAUUUUAAAAUUUUGUGUUGCAAAAAAAAAAAAAAAAAAAAAAAGCUCUUAUUUAACUCUUUAAUUUGUGUACCAAUAAAAGUGUUAAUAUCAACAAUGUGAAACUCUAAAAGUAUAUGUUCACAUUUUUUUGGACUAGUAUUGGUCUUACAUUAUUAAUGUGUUCUUUAUUCAUUUACCAAAAUAUAAUUGUACCUGUUUAUAAUUUAUAUAGAGUUUACAAUCAUUUGUUACUACAAUUAUAAAGUGUAUGACUCUGAGCCGAACCUAACAAAAAAUUUUUAGUUGCAGCUUAAUGAAAAAGAAGGAAAUGUUUUUUGUUUGGCUUGGGGAAUUAAUGGAUAUUUAAAAAACAAUUGUGUGCUGCUGCAGAAGAUUAAAAAAUAAACUUCACUAAAUUGUUAACCUUUCUAUUUAAUACAUUUGCUACACUUAGAUGUUAAUCUGGUUCAUGUAAUAAUGUGAUUGAAGAAACAUUUGUAUGACUUAUGAUGAUUUUAUCUAGUGUACAUUACUUAAAAUGAAAAAUUGCAAUAAAAAUGAAAUAAACAAAACA
Molecule: messenger RNA, 4557 nt
Organism: Biomphalaria glabrata
Lineage: Eukaryota; Metazoa; Mollusca; Gastropoda; Planorbidae
Product: CAAX prenyl protease 2-like
Exons: 9
Coding region: 18-887 (289 amino acids)
Biological process (GO): CAAX-box protein processing
Cellular component (GO): endoplasmic reticulum membrane
Molecular function (GO): metalloendopeptidase activity
Source: RefSeq, a predicted model, not a curated record